UUUUUACGUGGAGGGGGGGGUGGGUUUGGAGAUAAGAGGCUGGGCCGACGAGCCGGGGCAGACGCAGGCAUGGCUCGCCUCAACUGGUGCCUCGCUGCCGUCGUCAGCUGGGGCAAAGUUCCUCUUCGCCUGCUUCUUUCCUCUGCGGGGGGCAAAGCGAAACAAUCCCGACGAGCUGGAGGGCGUCCACACGCACACCUUCAAGCUGAAGCCCUUCAAGAAGGCCAAGAGCUGUGACAUAUGCAAGCAGGCCAUCACCAAGGAGGGCCUCAUAUGCAAAGCGUGCCGGUUGUCCCUGCAUAGAAAAUGCGAAGUGAAGGUCACCACAUCAUGUCAGCUAACGACCAACACUGAUCCGCCUCCCACUCCUCAGCUGCCAUUAAAGCAUGUAGAUACACCGGGAUCUACAAGGUCCUGCAAGAGUGUGGAAAUAAGGCCAAAGCAGCCGGGGAAUCAGAGUGUGGCCAUGGAGGAGAGCCAUGAGGUGGACCUGGUCUACAUCACAGAGAGGAUCAUCUCUGUGUGUUUCCCCGCCGGCGCCGAGGAACGCAGCUACACCACCAGCCUCAAGGAGGUGGCAACGAUGCUGCGGUCCAAACAUGGCGAGCACUAUCUGAUCCUCAACCUGAGCGAGUGGAGGAGUGACUUAUCAACUUUAAACCCCAAGGUGGUGGAGUUCGGCUGGCCAGACAACCAUGCGCCGGCGCUCGACAAGAUCUGCAGCAUGUGCAAGGCCAUCGACACGUGGCUCAAUGGGGACCCACGGAACGUGGUGGUGCUGCACAACAAGGGGAACCGAGGUCGGACGGGAGUGGCGGUGGCCGCUUACAUGCACUACAGCAACAUAUCCGCAAGCGCUGACCAGGCGUUGGACAGGUUCUCCAUGCGGCGCUUCUACGAGGACAAGGCACUUCCUGCGGCCCAGCCGUCGCAGAUAAGGUACGUGAGGUACUUCAACGGCCUUCUUUCCGGACACAUCAAAAUCAACAACAAGCCUCUGUUCCUGCACCACGUCAUCAUGCACGGCAUACCCAACUUUGAGUCCAAAGGAGGCUGCCGUCCGUUCCUGAAGAUCUACCAGGCGAUGCAACCAGUCUACACGUCAGGAAUAUACAAUGUGCAAGGAGACAGCAACACGAGUAUCUGCAUCACCAUUGAGCCCGGCCUGCUUCUGAAGGGAGACAUCCUGUUGAAGUGUUACCACAAGAGGUACAGGAACUCCACCAGGGAUGUUAUGUUCAGGGUGCAGUUCCACACCUGCGCCAUCCACGACCUCGGGGUGGUGUUUGGAAAGAGCGAGCUGGACGAUACCUUCAAAGGUAACGGCUCUACGGACGAAAGGUUCCCGGAGUACGGGAAGGUGGAGUUUGUUUUCUCAUAUGCACCAGAAAAAAUCAAAGGCCUGGGCCACCUGGAGAACGGGCCGAGCGUCUCCGUGGACUACAACACCCAGGACCCUCUGAUCCGCUGGGACUCGUACGAGAGCUUCAGCCAGCGCUGUGAGGACACCGCGGACGAUGUUGUUCACACCCAGGGUCCCCUUGAUGGAAGCCUUUAUGCCCGGGUCCGCAAGAAAGACUCCCUGGAGGGAGUUGUCACCGUCAACGGCCUCCCAGUCCAUGAAAACUCCUUGACCAACGCCGAAAACCCGCCACAGCAGCCGAGUCACCCCCUCCAAACCGCUGACCGAACCCUCCCUGUGACAGGCCACGCCUCCCUCCCCGCCGUCGACCACACCCUCUCCGUGAGCAGCGACUCGGGCAACUCCACUGCGUCCGUCAAGACCGAUCGCACUGACGAGCACAGCCAGUCCGCGCACGGCGGCGUGAACCACAGCAACCCGACAGCGGCCCACCCGGCGCUCAGCCCGCAGGACAAAAGAGAGCUCCAACAGCUUCUCAGUGGCCUCGAAGCGCCAACCCACCAACGGCAAGCAUACCUGUCCACCAGUCCGGGAGGAGGUGUCCGACACCUGGUCCCGGCACAGGUGCACGUCAACGGGGGCCACACCAGGCUGGUCGCCGCCCCUUCGUCAGAGGAGCGCGAGACCGAAAUUCUAGACGACGAGCUGCCGAAUAGCCAAGAGGGCAACAGCGUGGACAGCUUGGGCACGCUCUCAUCCCUUGAGGGCCAGGCGACCCCUGCUGACCUCUACUACCAACCGCAGACGGCCGCCGGCAGGCAGAACGACGGACCCUACCUUGAGAGAGGCGUUACUGGGGAAAAGUUGAGCAAGAUGCCCGUCCACGGAGUACAAGCGCCCACGGCGAUGCAAGACAGGUCUGUGGACUCCGCAUCGCCACAGGGGGGAUACAACAACUACCAGAACGGAGGGGGGAUUUACCAUCCACAGUCGUAUGGGAAUCCGCCAGCGGGCAGCCCCGAGGCCAACCCUAAACUGAUGCCCAGGGCCCCAGAGAGGAGCACCAGUAGCCGCGAGGCUGUUCAAAGAGGUCUCAACACCUGGCACCAAUAUAGCCUCCCAGAUGAUCCCUUUGGCCCUCCCCUUCAGUCAACCCACAGCCUGCCCCACUUCCCCACCUCCGCCUCGCAGCGGGACAUUGAGCAGUCCAUCGAGGCGCUCAACAUGCUCAUGCUCGACCUAGACCCAAUCAACUCCCACAUGUCCAAGUCGCACAGUGCGCCCCCCGGCGAGGACAGCCUCGGUUUGUCCCAGGCGCCCUUCUCGCAGACCCUUGCAAGACCUUCCUACCAAGCAGACUCUGCCAUCCACGGCCACAGCAACACCGGCUCUUUCCAUCAGGCGCCGUGGUCGGCUGGGAGACCGGUGCACGACCAGAGCCCCCUCACGGAGUCCCCGGUCUAUUCUCCCCAGAGGUCCAACGCCGGCUACCAACACCAAAACAUCACCCCAACGCAAACCCCAGAGCCCUUCCAGCACACGCGACAAGCAGCCCCCCAUCACCCGACAGAGCCCUCCCCUUAUUUCAACCAGCAGGUACCAGCGAAGCCUGGGAACUCUUACCCGGGAGGCCGGGUUUCCACCUCCCCGGAGCCGCAGGGCUCAUCUCCGUAUCCAGGCUACAGUGCCUCUUCCUCUCCUAUCCAGGCACUCACCCCACAGCCAAAAGACAUGUCUUCUUCAUCCCUGCCCAGAGAACAGGAGGCAGAGGAGGAGACGCUUAACUUGGAGGGCCUGGUGGCUCACCGCAUCGCCGAGUACAACGCUCGUAUUCGGGGCAUCAGUGAAAGCAUGACAUCGCAACAAUCUGACCGCCAUCGCUCCUUUUCCUUCUCUGGGGUUCGGUCCAGAGGAAUGACCCCAGAAGUGACGCAGGAGACGGGUCGACGUCGGACCACCAGCGAGGGACAGUACCAGAGCAGCCACGAUAACACGGCGAUGGCGGAUUCGUCGGACUUCGCCCACAAUCUGUCCCUCAACCCGGGAGGACGACCCAGAGAGGGUCUCAUGCACAGCUACCGGGAGGCGUUUGAGGACGACGAGGCGGACGGGUUUGACAACAUUCCCGCCUUUGGAGGCGGCGGUGAGAAUUCGAAUUCCCCCCCGACCCCCAGCUUCCCAGUGUCGCCACAGACCCCUUACUUCAACAUGUCUCGCUCGCCUCCAGGUUUGACAAAGACUCCUCUGUCAGCUAUGGGCCUGAAGCCUCAUCACCUUGGGGGAUCAGAGUCUGAUUCUAACGAUGGAGAGCAAGAUAAUCGCAGUUUUGGGGAUUUCAGAGCGCAACCAUUCAACGCUCCUCUCUCUUCUAGCAGUCCUGUCCACGGUGCUGAUGGGAGGAGGAUUCGUUCGUCGCCGCACAGUCCCGUCCCCUCCUACCCUUACAGACCCGCCUCCCCCGAGGGCUCCCAGGUCAACGUCAUGGGCGUCCACACCGUCCCCGGGAGCCCCAACACCCUCCACCGAACAGUGGCCACCAACACGCCGCCGAGCCCCGCCCUGCAGAGACGCCUGGGCCAGGCCAGCCCCUCGCUGGCCAGAAUGCCUCCUGCGGCCGGCGUCCCUUCCAGCCCCCUGAUUGGCCGAAACGCAAAAACGGCGGCGGCGGCAGGCGUGCCCCCCAGCCCCCUGAUGGGCCGUCGGACGGCGGCGAGCGGCCACAGCACACCGGACGAGCUGGGAGCCGCUUCCCGUCAGGGGAGCGCCCAACCUCCCUCCACGCCCGCCUUCCCCGUCUCCCCACAGCUGCCGGAGAAGAGGCACAUGUCCAGCGGAGACGCCGAGAGGACGGACGCCAAGAACCCGGCGCCGGCCAGCGGGGUCAGCGCGCCGAACCUGUCCGGCACGCAGACACUCCCCGACGCCUCAAAGUCCAUAUACGAUGGUUGUCCAGACAUCAAGAUGAACGUCAAGUUCGUCCAGGACACCUCCAAGUUCUGGUACAAGCCGGACAUCACCAGAGAGCAGGCAAUCAACGUGUUGAAAGACAGGGAGCCCGGUGCGUUCGUCAUAAGGGACAGCCAUUCCUUCAGAGGGGCCUACGGGUUGGCCAUGAAGGUGGCCUGCCCGCCACCAACCCUCCAACACAACAAAAAAGUUGGUGACAUGACUAACGAGCUGGUGAGGCACUUCCUGAUUGAGACGAGCCCCAAAGGCGUCCGCCUGAAGGGUUGUCCCAACGAACCCUACUUCGGUUGUCUUUCCGCUCUGGUGUACCAGCACUCCAUGACUCCGCUGGCUCUGCCCUGCAAGCUGAUGAUCCCCGCCAAAGACCCGAACGAGGAGGCGUUGGAGCUCGCCACGCCUACCGAUCCGGUUGUUGAACUUCUGAAGCAGGGCGCAGUUCAGAAGGUUCCCGAGGACGCCCACGCGUGCAACGUUCUCUACGUCAACUCCGUGGACAUGGAGUCCCUCACGGGGCCUCAGGCCAUCGCCAAGGCGAUCAGUCAGACGCUGGCCACCAACCCUCUGCCCGCCGCGACCGCCGUGCACUUUAAAGUGUCCACGCAGGGCAUCACGCUCACCGACAGUCAGAGGAAACUCUUCUUCCGGAGACACUACCCCAUCAACACGGUGACCUACUGCGACACUGAUCCCCAGGACAGAAAGUGGGGCAAAGAAGGAGGUGGCUCAGUGAGGCUGUUUGGAUUCGUGGCGCGGAAGCAAGGAAGCACAACGGACAACGUCAGCCACCUGUUUGCCGAGCUGGACCCCGAUCAGCCCGCCUCCGCCAUCGUCAGCUUCGCCUCCAAAAUGAUGAGGCGGUGAAACCCACGCCGUCCGAAUGGCGGCGGCCAUUUUCAAAUCUUCCCUCUUCAGUGGUGGAUUUUAUUCCGCCCAGGAAAUGAAGUUCUUUUUUUUCUUCUGUUUUCUCAGUUUCUCCUUGGUUUGUUUCCGUUUCCCUUCUCACCCUUUUCUCUCUCUGCCUUGCUGGUUUGUCCCGACUUUGGACAUUUAUGGACGAGUGUCUGCUUGGUGUGGACUGUGAACGUGACAAACAUGGACAAACGUUGAAGGGAGGAACGUGUAGGAGGUGAAAGUCUAGUUAAAGACUGAAGGAACAAUGCCAAGUUGAGUCGAGGAACACAAAAAUGACCUGUGUGUUUCAGGGUUUUCCGUUUUAUUGAUUGAUUUACCAAAGGUAGUUGCAAUACAAGUGCAAGAAAGAUGUAGCUAUUAAGCCAUUAUUAUUUCCUCUUUUCAAAAGAUGAAGUCUCAAACAAAAAGAGAAAAAAGAAAAGAAAUACAGUUUCUUCUUGAAUUUGUCUUCAGGAAAAAAGUUGGCCUUGAUGGCUUUUAGCAAAACAGUGUCUGAAGACCUUAUGCAUGUUAGCUUGAUCUUUAAGCUUGGUUCUUCCACCUUCCACGAAAAUCAUUGUGAAAUCCUUGAAGUGGUCAUUUUUCGGGUCUGUUGUGUGUUGGAAAGGGCUCAGCAGUGAAACAAAGACUGAUUUUAACUGCGCAUAGAAAACCAGACUUUCAAAAAAAAAAAAAAAAACAGAAGAAAAGCCACGCUAAGGUCACGGUCACCGCGUGUCGAUGCACACUCGCAUCGCUUUGGACGCCCCCCCCCCACUCCGAGCCUGACCCCCCCCCCCCCCCCCCCUCUCUCUCUCUCUCUCUCGUUCUAAAAAACUCGCUUGUUGGAAUCCUGCAAUCACUUUACUCCUGAUAGCAUGGCAGUCGGAGAGAGGAGGACGGUUCGUCCACAUGGUGGCGUCGCUCCUCCAGGUUCGGGCCCCUCUUCCUCCCCCCCCCCCCCCCUCCCCUUCGAAGCAUCACGUUGACUUGCCCGUCACCAACCGCUCGCAGUAGUGCACCCGUUGAUAGACGCUGCCAUGGAAACACACUGGAAAUCACCAGGGAUGCGGCCCAACGACCUGGACCUAUGCACUGUUCUUUAUGCAUGUUGUUGUCCCAAGUUGCACCCUCCAUCAAAAGCUACCUUCAACAUCACUGAAAACAUUCUAUGCUGUGUGCUAAAAAUGACUUUAAAACCUUCAGGCGAGUCCACUGAGGUUGUAUGACUUGUCAAAGGCUGCAUGAAAUAGACAACAUUUUUGUACUCUUCUCAGAGUCCUGAGGAUAAUUAGACAACCCGUUGUUGAAGUAGUCACAUGACGGCGAGAUUGGCGACAUUUUUUUCUUUCCUCUUUGUUUGGUCCAUUUGAGCCAGGGUUACCUUUCACUGUAUCGAGGACUGUUCGGCCCUUGUUUUUCCUUCCGUCAAAAUUCACAUUUAGAUACCUUUUAGGGCAAAGAAGUUGAAAAAAGUUUCCACACUGUGCGCAAUAUGCCUGCUUGUUGAACACACGCUCAACCAUUCACAGUAAGCUAAGGAAAAUUGAUAUAAAUGUACAUAGAUAUACUACUUUGAAAGGUGACAUAGCGAAAAAGUAUUUAUUUUUGUUGCUUUGGUCCCUCAUGAUUACUCAUAUAUACAUAUAUUGUACAGUAAAGAAGAUUACCUAAUGGGUUGAGAAAAAAAAGAUAUACUUAUUUUGGCUAAAGAUUUCAAAGUCUGACGAUUUUGAAACGUGUUUGAAUAUAUGGUGUACAUUACUUUGUACAUGUACAUGUUUGUUUUUCGGCUCGUCAUGUUUUGUUUUUCUCCGUGUUUGCGUUCUCUCAGAGCGAGGAAGGGCAUGAAUGAGAUAGAAGCGUCUGAUUUGCAUGGACAGAAGCAUUUGAGUGCGUUUCCGCCCGCAGGGACGCACUCUUAGAAGCAAAUGCGUCGUAGCUGAUAGAUUAUGUGGAUUUUAGAAAAAGGGAAGCACGAAAAAACGCUCAGAAGCCAACCUCAAAUGCAAUAUGAAAAACAGCCGUAUGCACCCAUGACAGUUCCAUUUAUGAUUUUGCCAAAGAUUCAAACACUUUAUGCUGCAUUUCUUAUUUUUUACGUUCAAUCUCCUCCAUCUUUGCGUUCCACGCUCUGCACUUCUCGGUCAGCUUCAGCAGCACAUUUAAGAACCGGCAGCGAGGGGCCCUUGUGCGUUUUUUACUGACGUCUCAAUGCAAAAGUGCGUCGGCGGUUGAGGAGAGAAACCGGUUUGCCCCCCCCCCCCUCCCUCCGUUGGAGGCGUGCAAAACAAAGCGUUGACAUUCACAAUAGCAGAAAGAAGAAAGUCAGACUGUCAAAGGUAUAAAAAAAAGUCACUGAUUUAUUUAUUCUUAUUUAUUCUCAUUUUUUAAAUCUCGUUUAAUUGUUGCAAAUGGAGGAACAUAUGGUGGCGCUUCAUUGAAUGCAGAGAGGUACAAUGCACCGAAAUCGACUACUAACGAGUAGCUUUGUGCCAAUUUUUGUCAUUUUGAGAAGAGAAAGUUCUCUAAAUAAAAAAUAAAUAAAAUUUAAAAUGGCAUUUUACCUUUCGGCUUUGGGUCAAAAGUUACCUUGUUUCAGUGAAAAAGAAGAGAUUUGUGACCCCUAUGUACCGAUGGGACGUGUAUGAAUGUGAUACGAUGAAUGUACAAAAGGGUCUCGGAUUUUGUUUGCUCUUUUCAUUUUCAUUAUAUUGUCAUGGCUAACCUGUUCCUAAGGAGAAAAGAAAAAAAAAAAAAACAUUAAAGCAAUACAGUUACGUUCAAGCCA
Pungitius pungitius (ninespine stickleback) is the source of this 8012-nucleotide messenger RNA. RefSeq names its product tensin 1a (gene tns1a). Gene Ontology annotation, biological process: fibroblast migration. Gene Ontology annotation, molecular function: protein binding. The transcript is spliced from 35 exons. The record is from RefSeq and is a predicted model, not a curated record. The coding region runs from base 467 to 5191 and encodes 1574 amino acids. Gene Ontology annotation, cellular component: focal adhesion. NCBI's taxonomy places the organism in Eukaryota, Metazoa, Chordata, Actinopteri, Perciformes, Gasterosteidae.